Messenger RNA from Trypanosoma rangeli, 525 nucleotides. RefSeq lists its product as uncharacterized. The record is from RefSeq and is a predicted model, not a curated record. Lineage: Eukaryota; Euglenozoa; Kinetoplastea; Trypanosomatida; Trypanosomatidae. Bases 1 to 525 code for a protein of 174 amino acids. The transcript has a single exon.
AUGGCGCGAAAGUCGGGUGUGCGGUCAAAGUCCAAGUCGAAGAAGAAGGCGCCGCCGCCGCCCCCCGUAGUUCUUUAUGCCACGAAACUGGAGGAGUUUGGAGCGUUGGUGUUGCAGCACAAGGGUGCAUGUCUUGUUGCUGUUCUGACGUCUUUCUGCAGUCGUUGCACACGAACCGUUAUGCCCUUCUUGGAGAAGUUGAAUUUGGAGCGGCCAGGUGUGCUAUCGGCGCUGAAUAUCGUGGUGAUUAACGCCAGCGAUGAGUCAGCAGAGUUGUGUCAGUCACUGGAAGUAGUUUCCGUUCCUACUUUUUUUGCCUAUUCCUACGGGAAGCGACUCAAUGUUUUUUCAGGGGACAAUGUGGAGAAGGCACUCCUGCUUGCAAAGUUGGCGGCGCAGAAGGCAGAGGAGGAUAUGAAAGAAGCGAAGAAAGAGGAGGAAGCAGCGGCAGCAGCAACAACAACAGAUGCAGCAGAUGCAGCAGCAGCGGAAACAGUAGUGAAAGCAGCAACACCUGAAGGCUAA